AUAUUGAUGAUGUCAGGAAGUACAAACCAGGGUACCUUGAGGCUACGGUCGACUGGUUCCGAUUAUACAAAGUCCCUGAUGGGAAGCCGGAAAAUCGGUUCGCUUUCAAUGGAGAAUUUCAAGACAAGGCUUUUGCUGUUGAAAUUAUUAAAUCCACCCAUGAAUACUGGAAAGCUCUGCUUCAUAAAAAAGCUGAUGGAGGCACUAUUAAGUGCACAAAUGUUCUGGUGAGUGGCAGCCCGUUUUGUUGCAGUGAGGAGGAUGCCCGAUCGAUUGUGCAGUCGAUCUCUUCCAACCCAUUCCGUGAUUCUGCCAAUCUGGGACCUGGAUUAUGGUUCACCCAGCUGAUUCUUCCUGGGGUUACCCGCUUGGGCACCAGUGCCUGUGACUGGAGAUGCCGUUUCCCUAGAAG
Eurypyga helias (sunbittern) is the source of this 412-nucleotide messenger RNA. RefSeq names its product inorganic pyrophosphatase 2, mitochondrial-like. The transcript is spliced from 6 exons. Gene Ontology annotation, molecular function: inorganic diphosphate phosphatase activity; magnesium ion binding. The record is from RefSeq and is a predicted model, not a curated record. The annotation marks the transcript as partial. Lineage: Eukaryota; Metazoa; Chordata; Aves; Eurypygiformes; Eurypygidae. Gene Ontology annotation, cellular component: cytoplasm. Gene Ontology annotation, biological process: phosphate-containing compound metabolic process.